AUGGAUCCAACUGGUGUUGUUCGACGAGUUAUUAAUAAACCGCGAGAUAUUAUUCCAAGAAAUACAACAAUUAAUCCUGAUACGUUAUUAGAUGUACCAGAAUUUACGUUUAUAUAUAAUGAUGCUGAUACAAUUCAUGCAGAAAUAGCUGAAUUGUAUACAUAUUCCGAAGAACCUGAAUUUGUUUGGAAUGCUGAAGCAUUUAAUAUCUUAUUUCAAGCUAAAUAUGGUGAAAAUAAAAAAUGGAAAGACUACUCAAAAGAUGAAAAGAUUGAUUUUAUUAUUUAUUUAUUGGAACAAUGUGAACUUGUAGAUCGAACAAGAAGAUGUCAAGCUAUGAGAGCUAUUCUAUAUCUUGUACAAGGUAUAAUCAAAUGA
Molecule: messenger RNA, 378 nt
Organism: Adineta steineri
Lineage: Eukaryota; Metazoa; Rotifera; Eurotatoria; Adinetida; Adinetidae
Source: the annotation of a GenBank genome assembly